UACUCAAAAGCCUGAAUUUUUGAAAAUUUAAUCUUGUAUACGAUUAAAAUAGUUAAAAGCCAGCAUAUCUGUGCAAGGAUUUUUCUUUCGAACUAGUGAAGAGUAUUUCUUUCCAGGCUCCGAGGGGAAGACCAGUAAAAAGAAGAAGAAGUACCACUCCACGAAAGAAAAGAAAUCCUCUUCGGGGCUCUGCGGGCCACAUAUGAGCAAGAAGCUCAAAAGAUUUCAGUCCCUGCGUAAAUACUGUCGCGAAAAAGCGAAGUAUUAUCGAUGGGGUCCUUAACUGCCCACAGGAUUCGCACCACUCGACGCACUCUCCGGAACGAUCAGUUCCUGAUCUCGACAAGCCUCUGCCAGUCACCGUGUCCGAACUUCUUCCGCUACCUUCGAGACGAUAAAACAAGAGAGAUGGUGGGUCGGGUCGAGAUCCCAGCCGCUCCGAGAGGCGUUCCUCUGCACCUCAGGGUCAGCCUCAGCAUCCCUACGGUCCUGCCCACGAAAUACGUCGGCCGCCUGCAGCUGGAGCAGACGAAAGAGGAGGCGAUCGGAAUGGUGAACAAAGGCAAGCCGCUGGUCUACAUAAUUCAUUUUCCUCUCCGUCAGCCGAUUCCUCUGAUCACGAGGAUCCUCUUCAAUCGACGUCAAUACUGCAUCGGUCCUCGAGCCAUGGGUCCAUUCGUCACAUCCAUUGUCCUGGAGCAUACGUUGUUCCCUCCGGAGGUGAUCCACCUCUCGGAAGGUCCUCUGAAGCCGGGGUCCUGGGGAGACUAUUUUGGAGGUCAUCCGGAAGCUGUGAAUACUGAAGUCGAGACGACCUCGCUGGAGCCUCUUCCUUCAAGGGUGGAAUCUCUCCCUUCAAGCCUGGAACCUAAACCGAUGCCAAUGGAACCAAGUUCAAUGCCGAAUUCGAUGUUAAAACCAGAACCUGGUGCGAUGUUGAAUCCAAGACCGCAACUGGAAACUUCGCCCUUCUUUUACCCAGAGAUUGAUGAAACCUGCGGCCGACCUCGAAGUGACAACGUCAACCUCCUGAUAGCGAAGGGCGAAAGGACUCGACCUGGUCAAUGGCCCUGGCUCGUCGGCAUCUUCUUCGUAAAGCUGAAAUUCGAGUUCCAGUGCGCGGGGAGUCUGAUCUCAAACAGGCACGUGCUGACUGCUGCCCACUGCUUCAAGCUGCCGGAAAACGAGGACGUGCCGGUGAGUUCGUUGCUGGUCUCCAUAGGUCGACAUCGUCUAGACGACUGGAAGGAGAGCGAUUCCGUCAGCGUGGAAGUGGAGGAUCUCAGGAUGCACCCAGAGUACGGACAUCGUUUCAGCGGGUCCUCCGACAUCGCGGUGCUGGUCCUCCGGGAGAACGUCACCUUCGGCAGGACGAUACAGCCGGUGUGCCUGUGGUCAGGGUCCAGGAACCUGGACAAUGUCGUCGGGGAGUUCGGCUACGUGGUGGGCUGGGGCAGGGACGAGGAAGGCCACGCCAACGUGGCCGAACCCAGGAUGAUCAAAGUGCCCAUAGUCUCUCAGGAGGACUGUCUUCGCAGCAACCCGGACUUCGUCUCGGCGACCUCUGACCGCACCUUCUGCGCAGGGAUGAGGGAUGGAAGUGGACCUUGUAACGGAGACAGCGGCAGCGGCCUCGUCCUCAGGAACGACCUCACGGGGGCCUUCUACCUCAGGGGGAUCGUCUCCUUGUCGCUCCUCGACAAGAAGACGAUGUCCUGCGACCUCUCGCAGUACAUCGUCUACACGGAUGUCGCCAAGUACCUCGACUGGAUUCGCAAAGAAAUCGAGACCUGAGGUGGCUACCGACGAUAAAUCGUGGCGAUUUCUGAUCUGCGCAGUUCAAUCAAAUUUUACAGCGUCCACGCGACAUCCAGACGUCUAUAGUACAUACUAUAGUACUCACGCGACAUCCAAACGUCAGAUAAAAAUGUACAGAUUUAUCGGAACAGUUUAUCGUUGCGUUUGUGGCCACCUCAAGAAGGAGCGACGACUUCCGCGAAUUGAUCGAAUGGAAUGAUUCGAGUGGGCAGGGAAAAUUCGGACGUGGACCUUAUCAGGUAUUUGCAAUGUUACCGAAGACAACGAAGAUACGGUGACUGUGUUCGGAUUACAAAAAAGGAAAAAGAAAACUGUUACCUUUAACGUGGCGAAUGGCGGAGAGGAAUGUGAGACGUUGAACUCGUGUAAAUAUGUGCGGCUUUCGGGUCUUAAGUAGGACAAUGUAAGACAAUCGAAACGCCUCGGUCUCUAUCGGGUCCGAAAAAGUGAAAUAUCGACAUUUAGAUUGUAAUUCCGUAGUUUAGUUCACUUGACACCUAGAGAUAAAUUAGUAAAUCCGGGAUUUCACGUCAAAAGACGACGAACGACAGAUCUGGAUUAGUGUCGACUCGUAAGCGAUAAGCAACGGUGAACGGAUAACUGCGCAGCCUAGAAAUAAAUAAAAUAUCCAGACUCCCCUUAUCAACAUCUCUGUACUUACUACAAGUGCCCUAGACGUGGGAUUGUAAUAGAAUAAAAUCUGAAUCGAA
Orussus abietinus is the source of this 2528-nucleotide messenger RNA. Its product is annotated as serine protease gd. The transcript has 7 exons. Lineage: Eukaryota; Metazoa; Arthropoda; Insecta; Hymenoptera; Orussidae. The coding region runs from base 271 to 1794 and encodes 507 amino acids. The record is from RefSeq and is a predicted model, not a curated record. Gene Ontology annotation, biological process: proteolysis. Gene Ontology annotation, molecular function: serine-type endopeptidase activity.